Molecule: messenger RNA, 2610 nt
Organism: Necator americanus (New World hookworm)
Lineage: Eukaryota; Metazoa; Nematoda; Chromadorea; Rhabditida; Ancylostomatidae
Exons: 23
Coding region: 1-2610 (869 amino acids)
Biological process (GO): intracellular protein transport; endoplasmic reticulum to Golgi vesicle-mediated transport; transcytosis
Cellular component (GO): Golgi stack; cytoplasm; endoplasmic reticulum
Source: RefSeq, a predicted model, not a curated record
AUGGCUUAUUUUCGCAGCUUCUUUGGUGGUGGAGGAGUAGAAUCCGAGGAGGAAGAUGGCGCCGAGAUCGUCGAGAAAAUGGUGGAAAGGGCUGAGACAUGCACAGCUCUGGAAGAUCGAAGAGAUGCUUUGCGAGCACUGAGAAGUAUGGCAAAGAAACUUCGAUUAGCUGUUGGAACCAUGGGAUUGAAUGUUUACAUGGAUGUGUUAGAAAAGGAACGAUCGAACCCAGAAAUAAUUGCCAUUACACUCGAAAUUCUGGUCGCAGUUCUUAGCAGUGACGAUGAAAACACCGAUGACGAUGAGCUUGGAGAACGCCUUGCAGAGGUCAUGCUUAAAAAAUCUGUGUUUAUUCCUUCGGUCCUAGCGGCUAUAGAUGAUUAUGACAUAACUGUGCGAAGAGUAGGAAUCCAACUUCUGACCUCUCUGCUUCGUCACCGCGGUCCGGAAGUACAGACAGCAGUGAUGGCGCAGCCUACAGGAGUACCUCAUCUUGUGGAUAUUGUUCACGAUCGGCGUGAAGUAGUCCGUAAUGAGGCAGUAUUGAUGCUCUGUGAGCUGAGCAGAUCAAAUGCGCAGAUUCAGCAACUUCUUGCCUAUGAAAACGCGUUUGUUCAUUUGCUGGACAUUAUCGAUACGGAGCCUCUCGAUAGCAUCAUAAUUGAGGACUGCUUGUUCGUGAUUCUGAACCUAUUGAGGAAGAAUGCCAUGAAUCAGCAGCUCUUUCGAGAAAACAACUUGAUUUCCCGCCUUGGAAUUGUUCUGAAUGCUUUCCUUUAUGGAAAUGAAGAAGACGAACCCGACAACGGGGAGUGGGUUAAGCAACGAACUGCGAAUAUAAUCUUUCUUCUACAGGUUAUUAGGAGUUUGGUCAGUCCUGACAACUCUGUCACAAAUACACACGCCGCACAAAAGGCUCUUCAUCACACCAAAAUGCUUGCUGAAUUGUGCCGAGUUCUUUUGUCCGAAUUAGGACUGCCAAUAGAAGUACUGACAGAAACCGUCAUAGCAGUAGCCGAAGCAAUCAGAGGAAAUUACACGAAUCAAGAAUAUUUUGCCAGCACGACCCUAAUAACCAGUGAAAAUGUCACUAGAACAUCACUCGUGGUACUGCUGAUAUCUAUGACAGCUGAAAAACAGCCGUUUAAAAUGCGAUGUGCUGUAUUCUAUUGCUUCCUAUCGUAUUUACACGAUAAUGAGUUCGGCAAAGCGAAAGUUAUCGAAACCUUGCUUCCAGCAUCUCAACCAGAAACCACACUUUCAACUGGUUCUCUCAUUUGUCAGGCCAUAACUUCCGGCGAGUCUGUCCAGUGCUGGUUUGGUUGUGUGUCGCUUCUGUAUUGUCUGCUUGAUGUGGAACAUCUCAGCGACCAGUUACUGCGAGUGCAACUGUCGACUACCAUCGACCAACCUCCGAUAUCGUUGCUUAAACAUGUUUCUAAUCUUCUGGUAAGCAUGGGUAACCGUAGGGUGCAAAUGCGAGCUGGUGUGUUAAUGUUGCUGUCUACAUGGCUGAACAAUUGUCCUGCUGCUGUUGUGGGUUUCAUUGAAAAUGAAGACAAUCUACAGUACCUGACAACACAAAUACUGGAUGAUUGCGGUGAAGGAACAGAAAGUGAACAACAAGUUCUGAAAGGCCUUAUGGCUUUCCUUUUGUUGGUUUGUUUGCAAAAUGUCGAAGAUGUUGACGCAAAGACUUCUCUCGAACAACUCGUAGAUAGGAGAGUUGGCCGAGAGGUAGUUAUCGGAGCCGUGGAGGGAUUGUCUCGAACAGAACAGUUUGUUCGAGCUGCUCAGAAGCCGCAACCUCUCACAAAGACUCCGAACGAAUUGUUUUUGGAUUAUCACUUCAUUAAGAUGUUCAAGGCAUCAGAAGCUCAGCUGUUGAAGAUGCUAAAACCAACUGGCGAAUUUAACGGAACUGCUUCAAAUGACAGCAUCAUUCAGUCCUUUAAGGACCUCAUUAAACGUCAAGACGAGGAAAUCGCAAUCCUCAAGCAGGAAGCCAAAAGGUCAGCGGCGCAAAUUGAGCAACUGAAACAAGCGAGCGACAAAACUGAAAUAGAGCGCGAACUAGAAGACGUGAAAAAGAAGCUCGAGGAAAGUCGAGCUCUCAGCGUUCAAAAUGAUGCUAUCCAGUUACAGAUGCAGGAGAUGUACAGGGUUAAUGAGCAAUGGCGUGCGGAAGCCGGGAAAUACAAGCAGUGGGCGGAACAAUGGCAGCAAUACCAGUUAGCGCAGUUACCUAAUCCGACCGAAACGGCGGUGACAUGCCUCCAACAACAAGUACAACAACUUGAACAACAGCUUGCAUACGGGUACCAAGCUUUCGAGGAACACAGCAAAUCGAUGGCUAAAUACGCGAGCGAUUGCGCAGGAUGGAAAGCAAGGGCGGAAGCGGCCGAAGCACAGCUAGCGACUGAGAAUGAAGAAAAAAAGGAGGAGAAAGUGUUAGAAAAUGGAGCUGGCGGAAAAGAUGAGCUGGCUCUUCUGAAAUCCGAGCAAGAAGAUCUAUUAGUCCUUCUCGCUGAUCAACAUAAUAAAAUCACGCAAUACCGUAAUCGACUGAGAGAGCUUAAGCAACCUGUUACCGACGAUGACGAUGACUAA